This is a messenger RNA of Lolium rigidum, 1332 nucleotides long. RefSeq names its product geranylgeranyl transferase type-2 subunit beta 1-like. The record is from RefSeq and is a predicted model, not a curated record. The coding region runs from base 62 to 1021 and encodes 319 amino acids. Gene Ontology annotation, biological process: protein geranylgeranylation. Gene Ontology annotation, cellular component: Rab-protein geranylgeranyltransferase complex. Gene Ontology annotation, molecular function: Rab geranylgeranyltransferase activity. NCBI's taxonomy places the organism in Eukaryota, Viridiplantae, Streptophyta, Magnoliopsida, Poales, Poaceae. The transcript is spliced from 9 exons.
GCAGAGCAGAGCAGAGCAGCCGUCGACGGAGCAGCACGGAUCAAGCGAGGAGGAGGAAGCCAUGGGGGAGCAGGGGGAGCUGGCCGCGGACCAGCACGUCCGCUACAUCGUCACAGCGGAGAAGAAGAAGGACUCCUUCGAGUCGCUGGUGAUGGAGCACCUCCGUGCUAGCGGCGCGUACUGGGGGCUCACCACGCUCGACCUCCUCCACAAGCUCCACGCCGUCGACUCCGCCGAGGUCGUCGACUGGAUCAUGUCGUGCUACCACCCGGAAUCUGGUGGAUUCGGGGGCAACGUGGGGCACGACCCGCAUGUCCUCUACACGCUCAGCGCCGUGCAGGUCCUCUGCCUCUUCGAUCGGCUCGAUGUUCUUGAUGUGGAAAAAGUUGCUGACUAUGUUACUGGACUUCAGAAUGAGGAUGGAUCAUUUUCUGGUGAUAUGUGGGGAGAAGUUGACACUAGGUUCUCGUAUAUUUCCAUAUGCACGUUGUCAUUACUGCAUCGUCUGCACAAAAUUAAUGUGGAUAAGGCUGUAGAGUAUAUUGUUAGCUGUAAAAACUUGGACGGAGGAUUUGGAGCUAUGCCAGGAGGGGAGUCUCAUGCUGGGCAGAUAUUCUGUUGUGUUGGUGCUCUCGCAAUCACCGGCUCCUUGCAUCACAUUGAUAGAGACCUCCUUGGAUGGUGGCUUUGUGAGCGCCAGUGUAGAGACGGAGGGCUCAAUGGGCGACCUGAGAAACUUGCCGAUGUGUGCUACUCAUGGUGGGUGUUGUCAAGCUUGAUAAUGAUUGAUAGAGUGCACUGGAUUGACAAGGAAAAACUUGCAAAAUUUAUACUGAACUGUCAGGAUAAGGAAAAUGGUGGAAUUUCAGAUAGACCGGAUAAUGCGGUAGACAUCUACCACACAUACUUUGGAGUUGCAGGGCUUUCAUUGAUGGAGUACCCUGGAGUGAAGCCUAUGGAUCCUGCCUAUGCACUGCCGUUGGAUGUUGUCAACCGAAUUUUCUUGAGCAAACAGCAGUAAAUUACAUGCAUGAGAUCUGCUCGACAGAAUGACCGUUGAAUGUUGAUGAUUCAUUCCUGACCUCAUGUAUACCCGAAAAUUUGGACACUUGGCUCUGUAAAAGAGUGUAAUGUUCAAUGGUGUAGAAUCUACUUCAAAUUCUGUCAACAGUCUCUUGUUGGAAUUGUAUUUGUUACGAACAUGUCUUAGUUGACUGCACACCUUUUACUAACUUAAGUUGCAAUUUAAAUGUAGCUGAAGACAAUGGUUGACAUACUUUGUAAGAAUAUUUUGCUCCAGCACCUGCCAGUUUUGAUAGACUUCUUACGAUA